AUGCUGAGGAUGGCAAGCAUCACCACUAAACUCACUCGGGGAGUCUGCUCCGUGACCAGAGCCGCACGACGAGCAACUCUAGUGGCACCGGCCCAUAUCGUGGCGCCUCGCUCGCAAAACCUGGCCGCGUGCAGAGCAAGUAUUGUGGUGCAGCAAACUAUCAGAGACUUUCACUCCACACCCAGAAAUCACAACGUUGACCCGAUCAGGAAUAGUCCUAGAGGACUCCUGCCCGAGUUUAGCCUUCAGGACAAGGUAAUCAUUGUGUCUGGGGGUGCACAAGGACUUGGUCUGGUGCAAACAGAAGCCCUCCUGGAAGCCGGCGCGACAGUCCAUAUAUACGAUCGCCAACCUCAGCCAGGUUCUGGCAGCAAAUAUGAGAGGGUUGCUAAAAGGGCUGCGGAAGAGCUCGACACUACUUUGGCGUAUCAUCAAAUCGACGUGCGCACCGGAGUCGAUGAGAUCAACAAGAUCACCGAGAAGAUCGCGGAGAAACACGGACACAUUGAUGGGUUGAUCGCGGCAGCAGGCAUCCAGCAGGAGACUCCAGCUUUGGAAUACACCGCGGAGGACGCCGAUAGGAUGCUGGGGGUCAACGUGACCGGCGUGCUCAUGACUGCCCAGGCAGUCGCGCGACAGAUGGUCAAGGGGAACACGGGGGGCAGCCUUGUCUUCAUUGCCAGCAUGAGUGGAACUGUUGCGAACCGUGGAUUGAUCUGCCCUGUCUACAAUGCCUCAAAGGCUGCAGUCAUGCAACUGGGCCGUAACCUUGCUGCUGAAUGGGGCGAGCACGGAAUUCGAGUCAACACCAUAUCUCCAGGCUAUAUCGUGACAGAGAUGGUUGAGAAGCUCUUCCUCAAGUUUCCUGAACGUGAGAAGGAGUGGCCGACCCACAAUAUGCUGAACAAACUGAGCAAGCCAGAGGACUAUCGAGGUGCAGCUGUAUUCUUGCUUAGUGACGCCAGUCGAUUCAUGACAGGCGCUGAUCUUCGAAUCGAUGGCGGGCAUUGUGCUUGGUGA
Messenger RNA from Truncatella angustata, 1020 nucleotides. RefSeq lists its product as uncharacterized. Gene Ontology annotation, cellular component: intracellular anatomical structure. The transcript has 4 exons. Gene Ontology annotation, molecular function: oxidoreductase activity, acting on NAD(P)H, oxygen as acceptor. Bases 1 to 1020 code for a protein of 339 amino acids. The record is from RefSeq and is a predicted model, not a curated record. NCBI's taxonomy places the organism in Eukaryota, Fungi, Ascomycota, Sordariomycetes, Amphisphaeriales, Sporocadaceae.